Meloidogyne enterolobii is the source of this 384-nucleotide messenger RNA. Lineage: Eukaryota; Metazoa; Nematoda; Chromadorea; Rhabditida; Meloidogynidae. The record is from the annotation of a GenBank genome assembly.
AUGAAAAUUAACUUUAAACACUAUCUACUGUAUAUGUUCACGUCUGUUUUAAUUAUUAGCAUGAUUUAUAAUUUAAUUUGUAUUUUUUUCGCCUUGGAAUACAUCGUUGGGAAUAUUAGACUUUUUGAGGAAGAAUAUCUGAACAUCACAUCUCCUUAUGUUAUUUUGAAAUCUGUGCAAAGUUUGCCCUCAUUAAUGUUACUUGUUAUUGAUAUACUUCCAUAUUUUAUAAUUUUUAUUUGUGGGUUCAAAAUGGUUCAUUAUGUUAAUUUACAUACUGGAUACGAUCAAAAUAUGAAGAGAUUACUUAAACAAUUGGCAAAGACUUUGAUAAUUUUGGUAAAUGAAAGUUUAUGGACUAUCGCAUUAUACCUACAAAUAUGA